Molecule: messenger RNA, 2307 nt
Organism: Oryza sativa Japonica Group (Japanese rice)
Lineage: Eukaryota; Viridiplantae; Streptophyta; Magnoliopsida; Poales; Poaceae
Biological process (GO): mitochondrion organization
Cellular component (GO): mitochondrion
Molecular function (GO): ATP hydrolysis activity; zinc ion binding; ATP binding
Source: RefSeq, a predicted model, not a curated record
ACCGCUUCUCCUGGUCGAUGCGCCGGCCGCCUUAAGCCUUAAACCCUACUCUCCCACAAACCCCCCCACCCAAAGCCGCCAUGGCUGCCGCCGCCGCGAAGGCCGCGGCCGCCGCCCUCUCCACCGCCGGUGUCGUCGCCUUCUCCUCCGAGCGGGCGUACGCCGAUGGGGGCGCCCCCGCGUUCCGAUUCCCCGGCUUCUCCGCCCCCCCGACCCCUCCCCCCGCCGCGCAGCCGCCGCCGCCGACGCCGCCGGCUCCCGCGCCGGCCGCGGAGGAGAAGCGCAAGGUCCGGAACGAUCACCCCCGCACCAGCGCCGCCGGGUUCGACCCCGAGGCGCUGGAGCGCGGGGCCGCUAUGCUGAAGCAGAUCGAGAACUCGCCGCAUGGCAAAAAGGUCUUCGAGAUAUUGAAGCAGCAGGAGGAUGUGCGGAGGGCGGAGAACCUGACGAAGAAGGUGGAGUUUCAGAAGGAGCUUGCGGCGAUCGAACUGGAGAAGACACGCGUUGAUUAUGAUGAGAGGAAAAAACUUGAGCAACAGCGAGCUCAGGUAAAAUCACAGAUGUCUCGAUACGAAGAUGAGCUAGCAAGGAAGAGAAUGCAGGCAGAUCAUGAGGCCCAGAGAGUGAGAAACCAGGAGCUCGUGAAGAUGCAAGAGGAAUCAGCGAUUAGGCAAGAGCAGAUGAGACGUGCGAUCGAGGAGCAAAUACAGGAAGAACGAAGAAAGACUGAUAGAGCAAAGGCAAUUGUGGAGAAGGAAAUUGAGCAAGAGAAAAUUUUAGCUGAGGCAAAUGCGAGAAUAAAGUUAAAAAAACAAACUGAAGAUGUUGAAAGGCGAUUGCUUAUUGAGGGGGCAAAGGCUGAGAAGGAGAAGUGGGUUCAAUUAAUAAAUACAACCUUUGAGCAUAUAGGAGGUGGUCUACAGACAAUAUUAACUGAUCAAAAUAAGCUAGUUGUAGCAGUUGGAGGUGUCACAGCACUUGCAGCUGGGAUAUACACAACAAGGGAGGGUGCAAGAGUGGUCUGGGGCUAUGUUGAUCGUAUUCUAGGUCAGCCAUCACUUAUUAGAGAGUCAUCACGAGGGAAAUAUCCCUGGUCUGGUGUCUUCUCACGUGCUAUGAGUACAAUGACUAGUAAACUGAAUAAAGGAAGCAACUUGGGGAACAACGGGAAUGGGUUUGGUGAUGUUAUUCUAAAUCCUUCUCUUCAGAAGAGAGUGAAGCAGCUUGCUAAUGCCACUGCCAACACAAAACUUCAUCAAGCUCCUUUUAGAAACAUGCUUUUCUAUGGUCCACCUGGCACAGGAAAAACGAUGGCAGCAAGAGAACUAGCUCGGAAAUCUGGAUUAGAUUAUGCACUAAUGACUGGUGGAGAUGUUGCACCAUUGGGAUCGCAAGCAGUCACUAAGAUUCAUCAGUUGUUUGACUGGGCAAAGAAAUCAAAUAGAGGUUUACUCCUCUUCAUUGAUGAAGCUGAUGCUUUCUUGUGCGAACGGAACAAGACAUAUAUGAGUGAAGCUCAAAGGAGUGCCCUGAAUGCUCUCCUUUUCCGCACAGGCGACCAAUCUAAGGACAUCGUCCUUGCACUUGCGACCAACAGGCCCGGUGACCUUGACUCUGCUGUCGCCGACCGAAUCGAUGAGGUCCUUGAGUUUCCCUUGCCUGGGGAAGAUGAGCGGUCCAAGCUUUUCAAACUAUAUCUGGACAAGUACAUAAUGAAAGCUGGUGAAAAACACGAAAAGAGCUGGCUCAGGUUCUUCCGCGGUCAGCCUCAGAAGAUAGAGGUGAAGGGUGUCACAGAUGACUUGAUACGGGAGGCGGCUGCCAAGACCGAGGGUUUCUCAGGAAGAGAGAUCGCGAAGCUGAUGGCAAGUGUUCAGGCUGCCGUGUACGGAAGCAAGGAGUGCGUGCUGACUCCAGACCUGUUCCGUGAGGUUGUAGACUACAAGGUCGCCGAGCACCAGCAGAGGAGACGACUUGCUGGCUAUGAGCAGAAGAAUGCUUAGGAAGUCUCUUUUCGCGCAACCCCCCCCCCCUCCCCCCUCUUUUGCUGUAGGCUCACAAUGUUUAUUUCUUGCGAGGUUGCCUGAACGGCCAGGUGAUUUAUCUGCUUCGUUGUCUUUAGCUUUAUUAUUCUUUUGCUGCAAUCCUUACCCUUACAUGGGGAGUUUUUGGCAAUGGUGGAUGAUCAACAGAAGAAGAGGAUUACAUGUAUGAACGAUAACCUAACGCAGUGUCACUUGCGACAAGAUGGGAAAUUUACUGGACAAUAUCAUUGAUCAGCUCUAAUUUCGCAUACAUAUUCCCCUC